AUGGCGAUUGGCAUUGGGUUGUUCGCAUGCGCGGUCUCUUCGGUAUUCUUCGGCUCCAUGUUCGUCACAAUCAAAAACCAUAAUUCCGGUGAUGGUAUAUUCGCCCAAUGGCUCAUGUCAAUGGCAAUUCUGAUCGUUGGAUUCAUCGCCUACGCGUUCAUGGAGUUCCCGGGCUUCUACCCGCUCGCGAUGAUUGGCGGUGCAUCAUGGUGUCUUGGAAACGCCACAGCGAUUCCAAUCAUUUCGCGUCUCGGCUUGGCGAUUUCAAUUCUCAUCUGGAACACGACCAACUGUCUCACCGGAUGGGCUGGCGGUCGAUUCGGGUUGUUCGGCAUGAAGGCUCAUGUUCCAGCGAGUCCCCUUCUCAAUUACCUCGGCCUCGUGUGCGUCGUCAUCGGCGGUUUCCUCUUCUCGCGUGUCAAAUCGUCGCCGACAAUGCCAGCUGCGAAGCGUCAAAGUCGAAUCUCGCUCAAAGACGUGAGCAAUGCCGAAAAGGAAGCGCUUAACUCAUCCUGCUCGGACGACGAGCUCGAGAAUGGUGAUGUGGAAGUACUCGCUUCGAACCAUCACGAAAAACACCGAAUACUCGCAAUCAUCGCCGCUUUAAUCUCCGGCUUCUUCUACGGAAUGACAUUUGUGCCUGUCAUCUACAUGAUCGACAAUCCCGACAAAUUCUCCGGCUAUCCUGUCGAUGGCCUUUCGUACGUCUUCUCGCAUUACUUCGGAAUCUUCCUAACGUCGACAUCCCUAUUUGUAGUCUACAGUUUGAUCAAAAAAAAUAAGCCAUACGUUUUGCCCGAGCUCUGCCUUCCAUCGCUUGCCGCCGGAUUCCUUUGGGCCGUCGCUCAGACCUCAUUCUUCGUCGCAAAUCAGAAUCUCUCGCAAGCUGUUACAUUCCCGAUUAUUUCAAUGGUCCCUGGAUGCAUCGCAUCCGCCUGGAGUGUCUUUUAUUUCAAAGAAAUCCAGGGCCGUCGGAAUCUGGCGAUUCUCGGAUGCGCAAUGUUCGUCACAUUAUGCGGCUCAAUGCUCACCGGAUUAUCGAAAACCAUCGAGCUUUAG
Messenger RNA from Caenorhabditis bovis, 1059 nucleotides. Lineage: Eukaryota; Metazoa; Nematoda; Chromadorea; Rhabditida; Rhabditidae. The record is from the annotation of a GenBank genome assembly.